GUCAGCGAUAUUGUUGUCUUUGGUGAUACGAUUUAAAAAUUUCGAUUUUAUUAAAAAACAUUGUUUUGUGUUGUUCACAUUCCGCUAUCGUUCGUAUAGUUGUUUGCUGUAAAUAAAAUUUCAAAUCUAAACUUUCAAGUGAAAAUGGCUGCCUUAAUCGUACAAUCGCGUUUUGCUGGUCUUAACAUUGAAGAUGACGAUUUUCCCACAACGAGUUGCGCCCAAAAGCCCAAGAAAACCAAAGUAGAAAAUAAUAAAAAGUGCGAAGUAUCUAAAAAAACAAAAGCUAAUGGCAACAAGUCUCAGAAUGCAAAUAAGAAAAAAAAGCAGAAGGCCAAUGGGCCAACACCGGAGCAGUGGGAGCAAUGGAAAGAAAAGGAUGAGGAACUUGUCGAUGGUAAUUUUGAAACUGAAUUACAACAAGCAAUUCUUUUAUCCAAGCUUGAUUAUGAAGAAAAGAAAGAUGUGUACAAACAAGUGAAGAAGGAUGCAGAAAUGGAGAAGAAAAUGGAAUCAAUCCGUGUGAAUAAUAAAAAAAUGAAGAAGAAAAAUGUCAUGAGCUUGGAUCAAUUUAAUGAAAUGGUCAAUCCUACAGAAGAUACUAAAAACAUUAAAAAUAAUGAAAUAGUAGAAGAAAAAUGUAUUAAUAAAGACACAGAGUUUUUCGAAAGAAUAAAAGAUGACACUAAAAAUGAAUUGCUCAGAGAGAAAAUUAAUGAUAGAAUUAAAAACCAACACUCUGUAUCUGAUGAAGUUUUGUCUAGAGUACAGUUUGCUGAUGCUUUGGAUAAGAAGAAUCAAGAAAUAGCAGCAUUACGCGAGGAACUUGUUACUCUGAAACAGGAAUUACACACAGUUAAAACAAGAAAUAAAAAGCUAUGUAAUAUUCUUGGCCAAGGAGAAAUGAAAGACAAAGCAGAAUUACUAAUAGAUGUGGAGAGACUGCACACAGUGAACUCUGAACUGACUGCCGAGUUGGCAUCACUACACUCUGAUCUCGAGAAGGAACGUUCCAGACACACCGAUACUAAAUCUAGAGAUAAGAAAUAUCCAAAUAAAAAGAAAAGCAUCCGAUUCGAUGUCUCGUCAGAAGCCCUCGUUAACAAGGAGGCUGGUUGCGGGACGGAAUGACAAACAGAUAUUGUUGACAUAUGUAUACAAAAAGCAGCUGUUUAAUGUAAAGAUACAAAAUAUGUGUACAGAUGAAUAAGUUCACUUUUUAACCCAACAAUUGUAGGCUGAUAGUAUUUGUUAUUUAAUUUUACUGACCAUAUUGCUAAUUUCACACGAGGGUAGAACAGUGAGGCAAUGUGGUAGAGCAUUGCAAAACAGUACUUUAUUUCCUACUGUUUUCUUCACUGCGCUGUCUUUCUCUGUAAAAUGUGGUCUACCCUUAACACUUUUAAAGCCUAAUUAAAUUAGUGAAAAAAAAAAGUCUACCAUCAUUGGGUUUAAAAUCGAGACCUUGUUUUUUAAUGAUUAAAAUAAAA
Papilio machaon (common yellow swallowtail) is the source of this 1490-nucleotide messenger RNA. RefSeq names its product G kinase-anchoring protein 1. Lineage: Eukaryota; Metazoa; Arthropoda; Insecta; Lepidoptera; Papilionidae. Gene Ontology annotation, biological process: signal transduction. Gene Ontology annotation, cellular component: Golgi apparatus. The transcript is spliced from 7 exons. The record is from RefSeq and is a predicted model, not a curated record. The coding region runs from base 145 to 1131 and encodes 328 amino acids.